This is a messenger RNA of Trichoderma breve, 2991 nucleotides long. RefSeq lists its product as uncharacterized. Gene Ontology annotation, biological process: mitotic spindle orientation checkpoint signaling; regulation of Ras protein signal transduction. The record is from RefSeq and is a predicted model, not a curated record. Gene Ontology annotation, molecular function: GTPase activator activity. The transcript is spliced from 2 exons. NCBI's taxonomy places the organism in Eukaryota, Fungi, Ascomycota, Sordariomycetes, Hypocreales, Hypocreaceae. Gene Ontology annotation, cellular component: SIN/MEN two-component GAP complex; mitotic spindle pole body. Bases 1 to 2991 code for a protein of 996 amino acids.
AUGGAGCCGCUGCGGCUAAAGCCCAGACAGCCAGUGGAGGCUGAGAUAGAGAACUGGGAUGAUGACGAUUUUAUCGUAGACGGCGACGAGUUGAGCCUUCGGCCUACCAGUACCGCUGUCACUACCAAUGCACAACCACGUCGACGCGAUUCCACCUCGUCCCACAUUUCGCUGCGCUCCGAUCUGGACUCGGCGUAUGGGGAGGAACAACACGUCCACCUCCCGGCAGACGAUGAGCGAUCAACAAUGGCUGCCAUAGCCGCCGCCGAGAGGGCAGGCAUCCCGUUGCCCAAGAAUGUGCCGUCGUCUGCAUUGACCGGAGGCACCAUCAAGAGGCUCGGCGGCAAGAAGAUGCGGAGAACCAUCGACGAGGACUGGGAGAAUGACCUGGAGCUGCCCGAGGGGCUCCAAGGGCUCCAGAUGAAGCCGCGAACCCAGACCGAGUUUCCAGAGACCCUGCGCCAGGUCAGCGGAGGCUCGCUGCAGAGCUUGCUGCAGAACAGCCCCAGGAAGACGCCCAGGUCUACCAGAGACAGCCGGCGGAGCUCUAUCAUGUCCAAUUCGAGCAUCUUGUCGGCCGCACCCAGCCUAGACAAGUUUAGAGACACGGAGGAUGAGGAUGACGACUUCUUCGGCGACGGUUUUGACACAAUCAAGGUCCCUAAGAAGCGACCGCCUCGCCUGGCUCCCUUUGUCACCCCUCCCACUCCCCUUGAAAGCGAGGCAUCGAAGGAGCCGCUGGACGAAGACUUUGAGGGAGACUUUGAGCUCCCGUCCGAUGGCAAGCUGAAGUUGUCCGCUAGGAGGGAAAUACCCAGAACACUGUUUUCGUCAUCGGAUGAUAUAGACUGGGGUGAGGGCAGCAGCCUCGGCACUAGAUAUGGCGGCACUCGACGAGAUGCGAGAUCAACUCGAAGCUCGUCGGUCUCGGCCAUGAGCCCUAGCCUCUCCAGCACAUUCACGGUGGAGAGCGAGGACGAGACCUUUGACGGCCUCGUACUGCCCCCCGGCCAUCUCAAUUUUCAGGAGAGGCUGCACCUGCGGAAGACAAACCCACCGCCGGAAGACAUACCGGAGGAGCCACCUGCCGAAGCAGCACCCCCGAAGAAGCUACUUCCUGCGGCAGAAGUGGAGCAGCAGGACUUUCUCGAGGGGCUUGAUAUUGGCGAUGGGAACGUGUUUGACUCUGGGAAACUCACCAUGCAUCGGAAUAUCAAGAUCAAGGACAGCCGGCUCGCCAACCCUGCCCGUCCAAAGACGUCAGUGUCAUUGACGUUUAGCAACAAGCCCAUGCCUCCACAGACAAGGAUCCCUCGCCUCAACCAUGAGAGGUCACAUUCUACCGCUCUUGAGCCCGUCUCGGAGAGUGGCGGUCCGAUCCCACAUCGGGUUCGUCGACCACAGUCCCGCCUUGGCCAUUCCAACCAGCUGUCCGUGGCGAGCCUCCCAACGCCUACUACCAUUUCUACCUUUUCAAUCGCCACAGCCCCUCGCAGGACAGAUUUAUCUCGAACCACCUUUACUUCUAGUAGGAAUGACCCUCCUACGACAAAUGCUCAGCUUCUUAGGCAGAAACGCUCUCUGACAGCCGUGCGGGCUCGAAAUCCUCCCGCCAAACCACCCAUCGCCGGUCGUUCAGAGAGACCAACAUCACGCACGGAGCCAGGCCAGUCUCGACCAAAGACGCCCCAGGAUCGCCCGACGGCCACCAGCGAGAGUCCUGGACAAGCAAGAAAGAACUCAAUACCAUUUAUCCCUGCGGGUGCUUCCCACUUGCAAUCGCAGCACGCGGGUUCCAAGACCCUGCGACAGUUUCGCCGCCAUGACUCCGACAAUUCCAUCGAUGCCCGCCCCAUCUCCCGGUCCUUUUCAAGGCCAGGCCUGCAAUCGCCCAGCCCAAAGCGCCACAAGACGGCUGCUUCUGGGACGUGGGAUCGUCUAAGCAGGCCCAAGAGCAUACGCCAAUUUGGCGAUGGUCACGAGCUAGACGCCUUUGACGAUCUACCCACCUCGAAGGAGACGGAAAGCCGUUACUUGAAGCAGCCUUCUGCAGCUGGGCCCAAAGCAACAUUGCGCAAAUCACCACAGGUACCACGACCACCGGCAAUUGAUAGGAACAAGACGCCUUCGCCAUGGAACGCAGCACCCAAGCCCGCCAUACGACCCAACUAUACCCCCAGCUUUGCGCGUGACACCGCAGCUAGCCGCAUCGCACGCGAGACAGCUCUAGCCCACCGGACGCCAAGCGGCGGGCCGUUGGCUUCAGUUUCUGCUCAGCGAGCACCAACUCGAAGCAAUGCUCAGCAGACGUCUUCUACAACUCGAACCAAGAAGUUGAAGCGACCCCCGCAGCUAAAGCCCCAUCUCAUCUCCAACUUGAGUGGCGGCAAAGAAUCCAAAGUCGUCAAGGGGAUGUUUUACAACGCCGCGACAUACUGCUGGGAAGGGAACGAGAAUGCUCUGAAUGCGUUUGAUGGGUCGACCUCGACGCCAUCAUCAAAUUCGGUUCCCUUGCACUUGGCUCGAGAUAAGGAGACUCCAGUGCCUCGGCCAGCUCUCAUUACCAACAUCAGCACCACUAAAGGUGUGCAAGUGGUUGGUGGCAUGGUGUUUGAUCCUCAAAACAUGUGCUGGCUGAAGCUCGGCCCUCAGAGCAUGACAAGAUCCGAGGCCACUGAUAGCCUGGACAACUUCAAUGCCUUCGAAGAUGAUGAGGACGUCUUUAAGGACAUUCCCGAUCUCGAAGACAAUACCGUCACUGAUGAGCGUGAAGGCCACUCCAGUGACAUUAAGGAUGACUGGCUAGUGGGAGAGGAGUUUGACGUGGGCCCCGAAUUCAUCCGGAGACAGCGUGAAGAGGAAGAGAGGUGGCGGAAGAAGUGUGAGAAGUGGAUAAGCCACACUCCUCGAGACCGAGACGCCUGGCGAUGGACCAUUCGCGAACUCGUCUCUGGAUUCGAUGACUUUGCGAUGCCGAGCGUGGCUAGGUAA